CGCUCAUCUCACUGAGCCGCUCGGUUCCAGUAGCCGAUCCGGGGCAGCGGGCGGAGAGCACCGGGUCACGCAGCUCCCGGGUAGUCUGUCCGCCAGCCCGUCUGCCCGCGCUUCGCGGGCCCUGCCGGUCAGGAUCAGAUCAACCAUUGACAUAGUCCCCUCUAACAUAGUCAGCUGAAAGCGACUUCAAGUUUCUUCAGGAUGCCUGCGGCACUUGUGGAGAACAGCCAGGUCAUCUGUGAAGUCUGGGCCAGCAAUCUAGAAGAAGAGAUGAGGAAGAUCCGAGAAAUCGUGCUCAGUUACAGUUAUAUUGCCAUGGACACAGAAUUUCCAGGUGUUGUGGUGCGACCCAUUGGUGAAUUUCGUAGUUCCAUAGAUUACCAGUAUCAGCUUUUACGGUGCAAUGUUGACCUUUUAAAAAUUAUCCAGCUGGGACUUACAUUCACGAAUGAGAAGGGAGAAUAUCCUUCUGGGAUCAACACUUGGCAGUUCAACUUCAAAUUCAACCUUACAGAGGACAUGUACUCCCAGGAUUCCAUAGAUCUCCUUGCUAACUCAGGACUGCAGUUUCAGAAGCAUGAAGAGGAAGGGAUUGACACUUUGCACUUUGCAGAGCUGCUUAUGACAUCAGGGGUGGUUCUCUGUGACAAUGUCAAAUGGCUUUCAUUUCACAGUGGCUAUGAUUUUGGCUACAUGGUUAAGUUACUUACGGAUUCUCGUUUGCCAGAAGAGGAACAUGAAUUCUUUCACAUUCUGAACCUUUUCUUCCCAUCCAUUUAUGAUGUGAAAUACCUGAUGAAAAGUUGCAAAAAUCUUAAGGGAGGUCUUCAGGAAGUUGCUGAUCAGUUGGAUUUGCAGAGAAUUGGAAGGCAGCACCAGGCAGGCUCAGACUCACUGCUAACGGGAAUGGCAUUCUUCAGGAUGAAAGAGUUGUUUUUUGAGGACAGUAUUGAUGAUGCCAAGUACUGUGGGCGGCUCUAUGGCCUAGGCACAGGAGUGGCCCAGAAGCAGAAUGAGGAUGUGGACUCUGCCCAGGAGAAGAUGAGCAUCCUGGCAAUCAUCAACAACAUGCAGCAGUGAUGGCGGCGAGGCUCUGCAGGGUGGGCCUGGUCCCAGAGUGGUGCUUAACGUGCUGACUGUGUAUACUUAUCUUCCUCCCCAAGAGAAGAUGCUUCUUUUGAGCAAACUGUACCUACCAUCUGCGUUGACAGAAAGACUUUUGUUUUGCUGAAGACAAAAGAUGUCUUUUAGAUCCGGAAGAAGGGAGUUUGCUCUGAAUUUGUAAACACGUCUUCCCUGUUCCUCAUCCCUAAGCCUCUCUUCUCCAGUUGCCUCCUGCCACCAGCAUCCAUGGCUCAUUUGACACCUUCUAAAAUCCAGGACAAGUCAGAAACAAACUAGUAAAAUGUAUAUAACUCUUACCUGUGUCAUUCUUUUUCUUUUAAAUUUGUUGCUAAUCUCUGAGGAUGAAGACUUCUUGCUGUGAUUCUCAGCUAAGCUGAGGGCUUCAAGGGAAAGUGGAACCAAGUGGUGGUCUUGUGAAGUGGGUUAUAGAUGUUGAACCUUUCCUUUCCUUCCUUCCUUUUCGUUUAUAUUUUGACCCUUCUCGAGGACAUUUGCUUUCCUCACACUUUGUUGGUCUUUAUGUAUUAUUCUGUGGAAAUGAAUUACUCAGUGCUGAAAUAUGAAGACCAGAUAAUGAAAACUUUCCUUAAAAACAAAAUUCUACUGAAUCUGUCUACCCUUUAUUCACAAGGAACUCCAGAAUGGGUAUUAAGUUAAGCACUUUCUUUAAGUCUGUGUUCCAUUGCGCCACUGAGAUUUGCUGUCACAUGUGCAUCAUUUGAAAUCAUUUUAAGUUUUCAUUUCAUAAAAUACCUUGGAUUUGAUCCCGAAGGAAACUACUAAGAGCAGGUUUUUGGAUCAUAAGUCUGUUACGUUUUCAGUAAUGUGAUUUCAGAUGGCCAUCUGUAUUCUCCUGCCUCUCUUCUCUGUUUUCCCUGCCUUUCCUUUUCAGCAAACUGAGGAGAAGUUAGGUAGAUGGAUUAUGGUGAGUACCAGCAAUGUGAGUCUUUAAAAAGUUAUAGUGGUUACAUGUAAACAGGACAGUAAGGAAUUUGGUUUAUAGGGUUCUCUUGGAGUAAUAUCCCACAACUGGGGUAGGAAGCUCAGGACUGUGAUUUUUUUUUUUUUUUUUUUAAACUAGUCAUUUAAAAAGUACACUGUAUUUUUUUUUGAAUGACUACAGUAUGGACAAUUUCAAAAAACCAAAAACCCCUUUGGAAUAGUGGAAAUGAAAACUGGUAACUCACUGAAGUGGUUGAAUAGUCUUGCAUAUUAAAAGCUUAUGGAAAACUCAAUUUAAAAUGAUUCAAAAGUGUCAAGUAUUAUAAGCUGGUAUUUAAGAUGCUUGUAAAUAUUAUUUAUGUUUUUAAUUUUGUAAAAUAAAGAUUUCUUUUUAACCACUGG
Molecule: messenger RNA, 2469 nt
Organism: Globicephala melas (long-finned pilot whale)
Lineage: Eukaryota; Metazoa; Chordata; Mammalia; Artiodactyla; Delphinidae
Gene: CNOT8
Product: CCR4-NOT transcription complex subunit 8
Cellular component (GO): CCR4-NOT complex; P-body; CCR4-NOT core complex
Molecular function (GO): poly(A)-specific ribonuclease activity; nucleic acid binding
Source: RefSeq, a predicted model, not a curated record